GGAGGGUGUCUGAUGUUGUGAGACCCGAAACACCUAAGGAUCUCAGGAAACAUCACUGAUGAUGUGUCCCAGUGCAUCCCCAGAUGUAUCUACACACCUUUAACUGGUUUGACCAGUGACUCCCAGGAAGAGACUGGGUGACAACCAAGAAAGACUGGUGACAACUGGAAAGACAGUGACAGCACGGAUAGACGGCAUCCGGGGCAGGAAGGGUUAGCACCCCGACCUGCAUCUCCUGUGAGGGAGAACCCAAACAAGCUACAGAUCAACCCACGGAGAAAUACCCCCAGGGGAGCCUGAGAGGGGGGGAGGAUGAGCACCCCAAUAGGACGGACCUAACAAUGACGACUUUGGAUAAUGGAACUUCGAUUAUGAUAAACAGAUGCAUCUGCGGCAAGAUUUGUAAGAACAAUCGAGGCUUAAAAAUCCAUCAGAGCCGGAUGAAAUGCUUGGAGCAGGAGAAUGCAGCACAACGCACAGGAUUAACGCCUGGUGAGACGCAGGAGGGGCCCGGCCCGGAGACAACCCACAGAGCCCAGAACCUCCAAGUGCGAAAUACUCCAAAUCCGAGUAGAGUAGUCCAGAACCAUCAGAUUAAGUGGCCUCAAGCGAAGCAGCAUGGGCUGUGGCAACAAUUCGAUGAGGAUACAUCUAGGAUUAUUAACUCAGCAGCAAAGGGAGAUGUAGAAGGUCGACUCAAGUACAUGACCACCAUCAUUACAAGUUUCGGUGCAGAAAGGUUUGGGGUUGAGGAACCCAAGUCCAGCAAGCCCACAUUCAGCAACAACCGCAGGGCAGACAAGAUCCGAGAACUACGGAAAGAGUUGCGCAUGCUAGCAAAGCAGUUCAAACUAGCAGCAGAGGAGGAGAAGCCACCCCUUGCAGAGCUCCGACAUACCAUCCGGAAGAAGCUCAAGUCCCUACGUAGAGCUGAAUGGCACAGGAGAAGGAGGAUGGAGAGAGCCAGGAGGCGAAGUUCCUUCCUAGCUAACCCCUUUGGAUUCACAAGGAAGUUGUUAGGACAGAAAAGGAGUGGGCGGCUUGAGUGCUCCCAAGAGGAAGUGGACAACUUCUUACACAACACUCUCAGUGACCCAGAUAGAGAGCAAGGGCUUGGACCACAGAGAGCCCUCUUGGAUGUCCCGGCCCCAAUAAUAGAGUUUAACACUUCAGAACCCACUUGGAAGGAGGUACAGGAGGUGACAAGAGCAGCCAGAUCCAGCUCUGCUCCAGGACCCAGUCGAGUACCCUACAAGGUGUACAAACGCUGCCCAAACCUCCUCAGAAAUCUCUGGAAGUUGCUGCGAGUGAUUUGGAGGAGGGGGACCAUCUCAGAUCAGUGGAGGCAGGCGGAAGGCGUCUGGAUACCCAAGGAGGAGAACUCAACUAGGCUGGAGCAGUUCCGAUCCAUCUCACUUCUCAGCGUGGAGGGAAAGAUCUUCUUCAGUGUUCUUGCCAGAAGGACAACAGACUUCCUCCUGAAGAACAAAUACAUUGACACUUCAGUACAGAAGGGUGGCAUUCCUGGAGUCCCUGGCUGCCUGGAGCACACUGGAGUGGUCACCCAGCUAAUCAGAGAGGCUCGUGAAGGGAAUGGAGACCUGUCAGUGCUUUGGCUGGACCUAGCUAAUGCAUAUGGGUCAGUCCCCCACAAGCUAGUAGAAAUCACUCUGAACCACUACCACAUACCCCAUAAGAUCAAGGACCUCAUCCUGAACUACUAUGGGAACUUCAGGCUGAGAGUGACUUCAGGUAGCACAACAUCCAACUGGCAUAGGCUAGAGAAAGGGAUUAUUACAGGCUGUACAAUCUCAGUCAUCCUGUUCGCCCUUGCCAUGAGUAUGUUGGUGAAGGCAGCUGAGACAGAGUGCAGAGGCCCCCUGUCCAAGUCUGGAGUUCGACAGCCCCCCAUCCGAGCCUUUAUGGAUGACCUGACGGUCACCACUACAUCUGUGCCUGGAUGCCGGUGGAUCCUUCAGGGCCUGGAAAAGCUCAUCAGUUGGGCAAGGAUGAGUUUUAAACCAUCAAAGUCCAGGUCCAUGGUCCUGAAGAGGGGGAAAGUGUUGGACAAGUUCCGCUUCUCUGUGAAUGGUGUGGUAAUACCAUCCAUCACUGAAAAACCAGUCACAAGCCUGGGCAAGGUUUUUAACUGUAGCCUCAGAGACACAGCAUCAGUCCAAUCCACCAUCAAGAAGCUCGAAGCCUGGUUGUCCACCGUGGACAAGUCCGGCCUUCCCGGAAAGUUCAAGGCAUGGCUAUACCAACAUGGCAUUUUGCCCCGUAUCCUCUGGCCUUUGCUGGUGUACGAGGUGACCAUGUCAACUGUGGAGACCAUGGAAAGAAAGAUCAGCUCCUAUCUCCGAAGAUGGCUGGGCCUACCACGAAGUCUUACAAGUGCAGCGCUGUAUGGAAAAAGCAACAAACUACAGCUUCCUUUCAGCAGCCUGGAGGAGGAAUUCAGAGUCUCUCGCACGAGAGAGGCACUAGUCUAUCAAGAUUCCAGUGAUACCAGAGUUGCAGCAGCAGGCAUAGUGGUAAAGACAGGCAGGAAGUUCAAGGUUCAAGAGGAGCUGGAGCUGGCAGAGUCCCGGCUAAGACACAGGGCUCUGUUGGGCACGGUGGCCAUUGGACGAACAGGACUGGGGUUUAUUCCUCAGCCACGCUGCGACCUGGCCCAGGGAAAGGACAGACGUCAUCUUGUCCUGGAGGAGGUGCGGGCAGGGGUUGAAGAUAAAAGGACCAGCAGGAUGGUGAGCAUGCAGCAGCAGGGAGCAUCGACAAGGUGGGAAGGAGCGCUGGAAAGGAAGCUGACCUGGAAUGAAAUCUGGAAGGCAGAACCACAGCGCAUCAAGUUCAUGGUCCAAGCUGUGUAUGACGUGCUACCCAGUCCAGCCAACCUGCACACCUGGGGAAAAAGUGACCUACCCACAUGUCCUCUCUGCCCAGGAAGGGGCACACUGGAACAUAUCCUUAGCAGCUGCCCAGCAGCCCUCAGUGGAGGCCGCUAUCGCUGGCGUCAUGACCAAGUAUUGAGGGUAGUGGCUGAGACUACUUCCACUGCAGUUGCCAACAACAAGCACAUCCACAGCCAGAGGUCAGUAUCCUUCGUAAAAGCUGGAGAAAAACCACGAGCACAGCAGACAUCACCAGCCAGCCUAAUUUCAUCUGCAUCAGACUGGGAAAUGAGAGUGGACUUGGGUAGGCAGCUCAAGUUCCCAGAGUAUGUGACAUCAACUUCUUUAAGACCAGACCUGGUGCUUACAUCUCUCUCAUCCAAGCAGGUACUCUUACUGGAGUUAACAGUCCCCUGGGAGGACCGCAUGGAAGAGGCUAAUGAACGCAAGCGACUCAAGUACCAAGAGCUGGUAGAGGAAUGUCAAAGGAAAGGCUGGAAAGCCCACUGUGUGCCAAUAGAGGUGGGAUGUCGAGGCUUCGCAGCCCGCUCCCUAUGCAAGACCUAUACCCUCCUUGGCGUCACAGGAGCUGCAAAAAGGAGAGCUAUCAAGUCCGCUACAGAGGCUGCAGAGAGAGCCUCAAGGUGGAUUUGGAUCAAAAGGUCCGAAACGUGGGCCAAAGCUGCUGGGACACAAGUCGGGGUCUGAUCAGCCCUGGCUGGGUCGCCUGA
Astyanax mexicanus (Mexican tetra) is the source of this 3625-nucleotide messenger RNA. RefSeq lists its product as uncharacterized. The transcript has a single exon. The record is from RefSeq and is a predicted model, not a curated record. Bases 342 to 3602 code for a protein of 1086 amino acids. NCBI's taxonomy places the organism in Eukaryota, Metazoa, Chordata, Actinopteri, Characiformes, Acestrorhamphidae.